Dryobates pubescens (Downy woodpecker) is the source of this 1867-nucleotide messenger RNA. RefSeq names its product WW domain binding protein 1 like (gene WBP1L). The transcript is spliced from 4 exons. The coding region runs from base 288 to 1322 and encodes 344 amino acids. Lineage: Eukaryota; Metazoa; Chordata; Aves; Piciformes; Picidae. The record is from RefSeq and is a predicted model, not a curated record.
UUUUUUUUUUUUUCCAGAACUGCCCGACCUGAUGUCAUUUCCCUCUUGCAAACACCCCGGCUGGGCUGUGUCUGAGAUAUGUCACGGGGAGUGGGAGGAGGAGGAGGGGGAGCCAGCGAGUGCGUGCAGUGUCCCAGGACCCUGUUUACUUAGCAUUCCCAGCCGAGGAAGCCCUGGUUUAAAUAGGAUCGGAGGAGCAGGCUGCCCACAGCAGAUGAGGAAAUGGUCGCUGUGAGGCUUUAAAUUCCUGCCUUCCCAUGCGCCGGUGCGGAGGAUGAGCCUGCAGAAUGCCUUUCCUCCUGGGUCUCAGACAGGACAAGGAAACCUGCAUGGGUGUCAACAAUCAAAGUUACAUAUGUGAAACGGGCCACUGUUGUGGACAAUCCCAGUGUUGCAACUACUACUAUGAACUCUGGUGGUUCUGGCUGGUAUGGACCAUCAUCAUCAUCCUCAGCUGCUGUUGUGUUUGCCACCACCGACGCACCAAGCAUCGCCUGCAGGCCCAGCAGCGGCAGCACGAGAUCAACCUGAUCGCUUACCGGGAAGCCCACAACUACUCGGCCCUGCCGUUUUAUUUCCGGUUUUUGCCAAAUUAUUUACUACCUCCCUAUGAGGAAGUGGUGAACCGACCACCGACCCCGCCGCCACCGUACAGUGCCUUACAUCAGCAGUGCAUCCCAGCAGGCAGCAGUAGCACAAUCCCAGACACACCGAGAAGCCUGCAGCCAGCACAGAGCAGCUCAGCAGGAGCCAGCGGCAAUAACAGCAGUACUGACAGUGCCGGGGGGCUGCCCAGCCUCAGGGACCCCGAGCCCUCCACCGCCUCGCUGCCCGAGCGAGCGGUUGCCAAAAUGCAAAGCGUCGAGCCCGGCGGAACCAGCACGGGAGCCGAGCUCGUGGAGAGGGCCGGCCCCGAUAAGGAUACGGAGUGCAAGGAGGGACUGCUGAAAGGUUACAGCUCUGAGAGCUUAGAGCAGAGCAGCGCCAUUCCCGACGGGAAGGACAAGACGCCAGGGAGGCAGCGCCGUUUCACCGGCGACUCGGGCAUCGAGGUCUGCGUUUGCAACCGGGGCCAUCACGAUGACGACCUGAAGGAGUUCGACGGGCUCAUCGAUGAUGCUCUGGACGGGCCCCUGGACUUCUGUGACAGCUGCAGCGGCCGUCCCCACGGGGACGAGGAGGAAGGGCUUUUUAAUGCCACGGAAGAGGAGCACCGUGAACACAGCCACCACCACCUGCCCCGGCAGCCGGUGUGUGUACUCUUGAACACAAUAAACGAGCAGGACUCUCCAAACUCUUGUACUAGUAACUCCCCCAGCUAAGGUGGCAGAGCGGAAAGGAAGACUGGGGGAAAAUACAAAGAAAUAAAAGUGGAAUAAGAGGAUUAAAACUUUAACAGGAGGAAAAGGUGAUACAGCCUUCUUUUUUUGGGUUUGUUUUUCUUUUCCCCCCUCCAGUGUAAUUCGGGGCCUAGUCCUCGAAGGCUCGGCUUGUGGGGGACAGGUCGCUCUGGGUUUCGUUAAUCAUGUCAGUCCUGCUCUGCAGGACAGGGACUGAUGUUUCUCAAUAAGACCUUCUGACAAAUGGAAUUUUCCCAGUGGUGAUUUUGGUGAUGGUUAGUACGAGUUUGUUGGGUUUAGUUUUCUGAAACACUGCUUUAUCUCACAAUCAGUAAAGCUCAGCAAAUCUCACCCUGCGAGGAUUCAAAAUCACUAUAAGGCUUCAACCUCCAGGUGUCUUCCCAGAAGCAAGCAGCUUCUGACAGUGCCAGCAGUCAGUAGCCCACGAGUUCUGGUUUGAUGCAAUGCUCUUGAGGCAGUGGGGAUUUCUUUUCAUUGCAGGUGUUGUGGUUUGGGGUUGGGUUUUU